Plasmopara halstedii is the source of this 1626-nucleotide messenger RNA. RefSeq names its product Transcription factor IIS, N-terminal. The transcript is spliced from 5 exons. The coding region runs from base 1 to 1626 and encodes 541 amino acids. The record is from RefSeq and is a predicted model, not a curated record. Lineage: Eukaryota; Oomycota; Peronosporomycetes; Peronosporales; Peronosporaceae. Gene Ontology annotation, cellular component: nucleus.
AUGGCGGGGGGCAUGUACACCAAGAUGACGUCCACAGGCUCAUCACUCAUUGUGAACUCGCGUACGAUUUCCAGGGAGUUAGAAGCUAAGAUAGCAGCGGCUAUUGCGGACGUUAUUACGUCUCAUGAUGUGUCUAAAUUGACUACAAAGCUCGUGCGUCAAGCCGUGGAAAAGGAGGUGCGCGUAAGUCUCACAAAUCACAAGGACGUGCUUAAGCGUUUGAUGCAUCAAGAGCUGCGCAAGCAUAAAGCAAAGAAAAUUGCGAAGCGUGCGGUGAUAGAGCCUUGGAAGAAUACUUUAAGGCGUGAGAGCAUCACUAAGGGCCUCAACUGCAUCUACCAGAUGCUUUGCGAUACCUCGAGCUUUCCGGACUGGGGGCUGCAUGCCAUUCAGUCGCUAUAUGAUUUGCAAGCGGUGGAAAAAGGCGAUGUGCUACGUCGGUCAACGCUCUACGCCAGACUUACUGGCGCUUUGUGGCUCAAGGCUGAUCGACAUGCUGAUUGGGCUGUUGGCACCGUCCCUACUCCCACUCAGCUCAUUAAUGCAAUAACUGCUGUUUAUAUCGUGGAGCGAUUAGGUAUCUCACAUUCAAGGCGAGUUGAAUUGUUGGACUUGUGUGAUCAAUCACCUGCUAUCUAUGGUGCUAAGGAGCUUCUCGGUUGGAAUCCCGCAGAAAUUUCUCCACAGAUGGACAAAAAGAGUGGAAUAUCCCUAUACGAGCACAUGACAAGGGCACUAAUGCUGUGGCAUUACGCAUUUGCGCUAGGGAUCUCGAUUGGAUUCACUUUACCUCAGCUUCUGAAACACUUGGGGUCAAUAUACCCGUAUAAGGGCCCGGAAGAUCUUUCGAUCCAAGAGUACGAAGAUCAGGUGCACUUCGUCACGACUCUUAUCUUCGUACUGACGAACCAUGGACGUCUGCGCUGCGAAAUUGAACUUCUACCUCAUGAAUAUUUCUUUUUGCGCCAUCAUCUUGUCUAUCACCUGGCGCAACAAGAUGUGGCUUUGCUUAGUGAAAUCAUGAGGGCUUUGAGGUGUUUUGAAGGCUCGAACGAUCUUGUACCAAUGCGCCGGGGAAUGGCCUUCUUGCUGUUGUCUCAACGAGAGGAUGGGUCUUGGCCGAGUGGAGAUACACAAGAUCUCAAUCUGCGCUACUUUUCAACCAUGCAAGCGCUUUGGGCUUUAUGUGAGCCGAAGCGAAUAGGAUUUGCACCUGCGUUUAUUGAAGCAACUCCUAUCUUAGAGCUUCACUUGAACGCGGAAACUAAAAAUUUUGAUAACAAUUCCAUGGAAAUUUCUAAGGAUCCUACAAAGGAUGCAAAGAAUGCUAAUGCUGUUUCUGAAGUGGCUGUGGCAACAGCAGCUGCUCCGUCCAAAGACGAAGACGUGGCAACGCGCGUAGUAUUCAUACAAGGUUUACUCAAUCAAAAUGGCAACGUAAAAAGCGUCUCUGCUGCUCUCGCCACACAUGUGAUGAGCACACUCGCAGACAUGGUGCUUACAGUAGACAUCUUGAAGAGUACUGGUGUCGGACGUACUAUUAACAAAUUACGCAAGCACUCCACACCCUCUGUUGCUAAGGCAGCCACACAACUUGUGGCAAAAUGGAAAAAAGAUUUGUUGUAG